AUGAAUCCAUUUGAUCAAGCACUAACCAAGGAACCAAAGUUCUAUCUCCUGAAUGGGGAAAAAACACUACAAGUUCCCUUCAUGUCAUCCAAUGCAAGACAAUAUAUUACUUGUUAUGAUAGUUUUAGAGUACUUAAACUCCCAUACAAACGUUCAAGAACACAUGGAAAUGCUCGUAGUCCAAGUUUUUCAAUGUAUAUAGUUUUACCAGAGCAACGAUAUGGGAUUGGUGAACUCAUAGCAAAGGAAUUGGGCAUAGUUUUGCCUUUUGAUAAAUCACAAGCAGAGAUUAAGGAGAUGGUGCAUAUUGAUGGCACUUUGAAAUACAUUAAGGUUCAUGUUGACAGAAUUUUUCACAAGUGUUUUGUUGAAGUUGAUGAAAAGGGAACUGAAGUUGCUGCUCCUACUGCUGGGCAUGGGAGGUGUGGCGCCAGUUCUUUCACACCUCCUCCUCGCGUCGAUUUUGUGGCAGAUCAUCCAUUCGUGUUAAUUAUUAGACAGGAGCAAAGUGGUGCAAUGUUGUUUAUGGGGAAUGUCCUUAAUCCUUUGUCAAAUUUUUGA
Molecule: messenger RNA, 561 nt
Organism: Papaver somniferum (opium poppy)
Lineage: Eukaryota; Viridiplantae; Streptophyta; Magnoliopsida; Ranunculales; Papaveraceae
Product: serpin-ZX-like
Exons: 2
Coding region: 1-561 (186 amino acids)
Molecular function (GO): serine-type endopeptidase inhibitor activity
Source: RefSeq, a predicted model, not a curated record